Messenger RNA from Pimephales promelas (fathead minnow), 1775 nucleotides. RefSeq names its product ectonucleoside triphosphate diphosphohydrolase 2. Gene Ontology annotation, biological process: nucleoside diphosphate catabolic process. The record is from RefSeq and is a predicted model, not a curated record. Gene Ontology annotation, molecular function: UDP phosphatase activity; GDP phosphatase activity; ribonucleoside triphosphate phosphatase activity. Gene Ontology annotation, cellular component: plasma membrane. NCBI's taxonomy places the organism in Eukaryota, Metazoa, Chordata, Actinopteri, Cypriniformes, Leuciscidae.
AGUUACACGUAUUUAAAACGUCCUGGCUACAGUCUGACUACAGUCAGUCAGCAAAGUCGCUGUAUUCUUGUUUACAAUAGGUUACAAUGCAGUUGCAAAUAUGUACCACUAUUGCAACUCUAUUUAUUUCAUUUAUAGGCAUCCUUCUGCUCGUCAUCAACCUUGAAGACAUCAAAGAACCAGCUCAGCUCAUGUAUGGAAUAGUCCUGGAUGCUGGAUCUACUCAUACUUCCAUGUUCAUCUACAAAUGGCCAGCAGACAAGCAGAACGGUACCGGCAUAGUCAGUCAACACAGCGAGUGUCAUGUAAAGGGAGGUGGGAUCUCCAGUUAUGCAGGUGUCAGAGGAGGGGCAGCCCGUAGCCUUGCGGAAUGCAUGGAAAAGGCUAUGCAAGAGAUCCCAAAGUCGAGACACGAACUCACUCCUGUGUAUCUCGGGGCCACAGCAGGCAUGAGGCUACUGAACGUUUCUAAACCCAAAGAGUCAGAUGAGGUUUUGAAGGAAGUGGGAGACAAACUGAAGACCUACCCAUUCAGCUUCAAAGGUGCCACUAUUUUAAGUGGACAAGAGGAGGGAGCUUAUGGAUGGGUCACAGUCAACUACCUACUUGAAAAAUUUAUCAAGUAUGGUUUUGUGGGUCAGUGGCUGUCUCCGGGCAGAGACACUGUUGGUGCGCUGGACUUAGGUGGAGCUUCUACUCAGAUCACAUUUGUGACAGAACAAACAGUGGAGAACAAAGACAAUCUGAUGAAACUGAGGCUGUACGGACGAGACUAUAAGAUUUACACUCAGAGUUUUCUGUGUUAUGGCCGAGACCAGUUCUUACUCAAACUGCUGGCACAUCUGAUCACGACUCAGGGUUCAAACAGCUCCAUAGUGCAUCCUUGCUAUCCUGCAGAUUACGAGCAGUCCAUUAAGCUGUGCAGUGUCUUUGACACUCCAUGCAAUAAAAGACAAACUCCCUGUAAAUCUGAUGACAACCUGCAAAUAAAGGGCACUGGAAACUACAAUCAAUGCAUGGGAAACGUUUCUCAUCUCUUCUCUUUUAACCACUGUUCUUAUUCCAAAUGCUCCUUUGAUGGAGUCUUCCAGCCAAACAUAACUGGAAACUUUAUGGCAUUUUCUGCAUUUUUCUACACUCAUUUGUUCCUCCAAAGAGCUGCAGGCAUCACCAUCACAUCUAUAGCAGAUUUAGAGGAUGCUACCCGUGUCGUCUGCAACAUGAGCUUUCAGGAGAUGCAGAAUAUGUUUCCCGAUGAGGCAAAGCAUUUGAGGGAUUACUGUGCAGAUUCCAUUCUUCUGCGGGUUCUACUGAUCAAUGGAUAUGGCUUCAGUGAUCUCUCCUUCCCACACAUCUCCUUUCAGGGGAAAGCUGAAGACAACUCUGUUGGCUGGUUCCUUGGCUACAUGCUAAGUUUAAGCAAUUUGCUGCCUGCUGAAAAUGUGUUACUGAGAAAAGCACUGCGCCCAGAUGCCUGGCGUGCUGCUAUUUUCCUCUUUUCAGCCCUUCUUAUAGCUACUAUAUUUUUUCUGAUUCGAUCCUACCAAAAGAAUGCUACCAAAUUAUGUUGUUACCCUUAAUCAUUAUGCUCUAAAGAGUUUUUCUGUCCUUAAGAAAUAGGCGUAAGGAUGCACACAAUAUAGUGUAACCGUUUAGAGCUAUUGACCUUUUAAUAAGUCAGAGUGUUUUGUAAUGUGAUUUUCUGUAAAAUUCAUGAAGAUUGUGACGUUCUGAAUUAUGAGAUUAAUUAAAAAUGUGAUAGUUGUGAUAUCUGA